AUGUCUGAAGCCAAAUCUGCUGGACUUAAAGGUUCUCCAAAUUUUGAAAAGCUGCUAGAAGAAUCUGCAUUUAGUAAGAAUGUCCCUAGAGGAGGAAGUGAGGAUUCAAGACCGCCGAAAACAACAUGA
This is a messenger RNA of Meloidogyne enterolobii, 129 nucleotides long. NCBI's taxonomy places the organism in Eukaryota, Metazoa, Nematoda, Chromadorea, Rhabditida, Meloidogynidae. The record is from the annotation of a GenBank genome assembly.